Messenger RNA from Daldinia vernicosa, 1562 nucleotides. RefSeq lists its product as uncharacterized. Gene Ontology annotation, molecular function: FAD binding; oxidoreductase activity. The transcript has 5 exons. The coding region runs from base 1 to 1479 and encodes 492 amino acids. The record is from RefSeq and is a predicted model, not a curated record. Lineage: Eukaryota; Fungi; Ascomycota; Sordariomycetes; Xylariales; Hypoxylaceae.
AUGAAGCAUUCUAUACUAUUUCCAAUCUGGCUGGGGACCUUUCAGCUCUCAAAUUGCAACACCCAAGAUCUGAGAGUUAUAUUGACUGAUCCAAAGAAUGAAUGGGCUCCUACAACCGCAGUUUCUUUCCCAGACAGUCAGGCGUUCACGAAUGCCACACUUCGAUGGGAUAUCUACGCACCACCAACCUAUGUCGCGGCUAUCAGCCCAGGCACAGCGGCUGAUGUGGUCAAGAGUGUAAAACUAGCAAGAAGCCACAAUAUCUCUAUUCUUGCAACAGGUGGAAGACAUGGCUACACUACCACGUUCAAAAAGCUUCAAAAUGGACUGGCCAUUGACUUGAGUAAGCUGGACACGGUUAAUAUUAACCAACACGCCGAGACAGUGACUGUCGGCGGGGGUGUACGAGUAGGACAGAUCUUCGAUCCCGUGUAUAAUGCCGGAUUCGAGCUGCAGACUAUUACUUCACAAUGUCCUGGAAUGAUUGGGUCCACUCUUGGUGCCGGAGUUGGUCGUGAUGAAGGCCGAUAUGGCCUAGCAAUAGACGCUUUGCAGUCUGUUCGUCUUGUGACUGCGGAUGCCCGGCUCAUCGACGUGUCAGCCACCUCUCAUGCUGAUCUCUUCUGGGCUAUCCGUGGCGCGGGAGCAAACUUUGGCAUCAUCGUAUCGGCCACGUACAAAUUGCAUAAUAUUCUAAAUAAUGACGAUUAUGAUGGCAAGGUCACGAACGUUGACAUUAUUUUCCCCGCGAACAUGAGCGCCACCUAUUUUAACACUGCGGUUAAUUCUUACAACGGAUCUCUACCCGCCAAGCUGUCAGCAGAAACAAUUGUUAUGUACGAUGCUGAGUCCAAUGGCGCUCACCUCUUGGCUAACUGGGUGUACUUUGGACCAGAAGCCAAGGCGCGUGAAAUCAUGGCUCCGAUCUUAAACUUGCAGUCGGCCACAAUAUCGCUCAGCGUCGUACCGUGGAAUCAAGUCGCGAAUAAAUACCUGUUUGGGACGGACCCAUCAAACUGCGCAGGAGGCCGAAGUGAGAACGUUUAUGGUGUCAAUAUGAAGAAUAUGUCACCCUCCACAUAUCAGGCAGCUUUUGAGAAGAUGGGACAAUUCUACGCUGAUCAUACCGACGGCCGCCAAGCCUUGCUCUCGCUUGAAAUGUUCCCAAACGAAGCCGCUCGGGCCAUUCCGGAUGCAGCUACGGCGUAUCCCUGGCGUGAUACUGUGGCUCACUUACUAAUUCUCCUUACUGAAGCGGGUACUGCGGGGGACGAGCUCGGCCGCCAGAUUCGCAGUGACUUUGCGGCAACGUCGGGGUAUCCUGACCUAGCUGUCUAUGUGAACUAUGCUCAUGGUGACGAGUCGCUAGAGCAGAUCUACGGUCGUUCCCAGUUACCAAGGCUGGCAGUCCUGAAGAAAACGUGGGACCCAGACAAUGUUUUCGGUUUCAAUAAUGCGCUGCCCACGCAGUAUCCAUGAUUGCGGGGGGUUUGAACGGAAUGAAUUAAGAACUCGGUGUUCUAAUAACUACCUCCUAUGUAAAAUAGAUAGAUAUCCAUUCA